Messenger RNA from Porites evermanni, 912 nucleotides. NCBI's taxonomy places the organism in Eukaryota, Metazoa, Cnidaria, Anthozoa, Scleractinia, Poritidae. The record is from the annotation of a GenBank genome assembly.
UUCACGAUCAGCGCGGCCCUGAAACGUAAGGGUGCCAUGGAGCAAAUUCUUGAAGCCAACAUGAAUCCAGGUCAGUGGUCGGAACUGUUUAUUGUUAUUAUUUUUCAAAUAUUCCACUACCUUGCCACAGCACAAUAUAAUUGUUCUACCAUUGUCUUAAGGGUAGCACAGGAGAGUACCCAUUACACCACAGGAAAGUACAGCGCAAUAGCUUUUGUUUGAGUAGCCAUAGCUACGCACAAACUCAAAAGUUGGAACCACAUUGAGCAGCACAGUAAACAGUACGACGAAAAAGUGCUCACAGAAGCUUUCACUUGAAUGGUUAUACCUUGAGAUUCCAUCCAGACUCAAAAGUACCACCUUGUACAGCAUAAAAAGCAGCACCACCGGAAAGUACUGCUCAUGCUCAGUAGCUUUCGUUUGAAUGGUCACACUUUAGGAUUUCAUUCACAGACUCAAAAGAUAGAACCACCUUGUACAGCUUAAUCAACAAUACCACAGGAGUGUACUGCUCGGUUGCUUUCAUGUGAGUGGUCACACUUAAGGAUUCCAUCCAUAGACUCAAAAGUUAAGAACCGCCUUUCACAGCACAAUAAACUGUAUGAUAGGAAAGUACUACUCCGUCGCUUUCAUUUGAAUUGGUUACACUUUAGAAUUCAAUCGAAAGCAAGGCUCACACGUAGUGACUCCGCAAUAACCCUGACCCCAUCCUUGCUUUGUAGUAUCCUUAUUUCAACGAUGGUGGCCCUAUAUAUAUUGACUCCCUUUACAGAUCCGCAUCAAAGUCCUCCAGGAAAACAUUUGUCCUUUUAUCAGGGAGACAUCAGACUGUCAAAGAAACAAGCUGAGAAUCUUAAGAAAUAUGGGGACCCGUCGAAAAAUUCGGCCAACUCUCGCGCGGCGAGCAGCGUG